Molecule: messenger RNA, 318 nt
Organism: Macrosiphum euphorbiae (potato aphid)
Lineage: Eukaryota; Metazoa; Arthropoda; Insecta; Hemiptera; Aphididae
Source: the annotation of a GenBank genome assembly
AUGGCUCUCAAAGAUUCAUUUGGAAGAUGGAGAGAAAAUGCAUUUGUACUUAAGUCGCCAAAAGCAUGCUCAUCGUUAAAACAAUUAAUGGGAAACAUAUGGACUGCAUACAAGUAUGGUAAUGGAUUAAAAAAUAUCGACUGCCCCAUACCUCCGGGAGUUUACAUAGCUCCUGGUAUGGAUACGUCGAUUUUUAAUAGCAACAAUAAUUUCCCAAAGUCAUUUUUUUACGGUACAUACAAAAUGCAUUUAUAUUAUUCAAGAAAUGAUGAAAUAUUUGGCUGUCAAGUUUUCAUAAUGGAUAUUAAACGUCCGUAA